CCGACUGCGGAUUGCUCAAUUCCUGAUCCUCCCUCCACAUCAAGCUCGGGACAUGGUACCCAUCUGUAUACGACCAUCCAUACCGCUUGCUUCAAUGAUUCGACGAUUGUCGAGUUGACGGUCGAAGACCCCAAUGAAGCAUUUGACGCACUUCGCGAUACCGCAGAUUUCCACAUCCUGCGCCCAGAAUUCCUUAAACACAACGUGAAUAUCAAUCCCGACCCCUAUGCAGCACACCCUAAGACACAGCGCCCUCGUCGUGUCCCAACAUCUGCCCUUAUCCCCACAAAGCUUCUACACGAUAUCCGUUCCACUUAUAAAAUCGCCUCAACACAGUUUGCUCAUGUCUUGGAAAUGUUUCUCCUGGGAGAGAUUCCCACCAAGAAUCGCCAUGCUGGUGGCGCAAAUAUGUCACGUCUAUUGAUAAAGAAACAUAAUGCUGCGGAUCCGAAUGAGCGGCGGUACUACUGGUGGCGCAUGCUGGUUAAGCAGCGUCUCUUCAAGCGCUCUCGUGAUAUUCUCAUCCAGCUAGAGAUGAGCGACCGCAUCGAGAAACUUGAGGAGACAGUGACCAACGUGGAGGAAGGAUACGAAGCAUUAAUCAAGGUCUUCACUGCCAGAGAGGAGGCUCUAAAGGCUAAGCAAGAGGAAUCUGGUGAAUCGCCUGAAACUGCAGCUUCAGAAGACUCAGCUACGAGUUCCGGUGAUACUUCCGCCAGGGAUCAGCGCUCUAAGAGAAAAUUCACAGUAGAAGAUGAGGAUGAGGAGGAAGAGGGUGAACCGGAAGCUUCCAAGCGUCCGAAGGUGUAA
This is a messenger RNA of Aspergillus nomiae NRRL 13137, 810 nucleotides long. RefSeq names its product histone acetyltransferase catalytic subunit HAT1 (gene hat1). Gene Ontology annotation, biological process: subtelomeric heterochromatin formation. The transcript has a single exon. The annotation marks the transcript as partial. The record is from RefSeq and is a predicted model, not a curated record. Gene Ontology annotation, cellular component: nucleus. Gene Ontology annotation, molecular function: histone H4 acetyltransferase activity. NCBI's taxonomy places the organism in Eukaryota, Fungi, Ascomycota, Eurotiomycetes, Eurotiales, Aspergillaceae.